AUGUCCCGCCUGCUGCAUGCAGAAGAGUGGGCCGAGGUGAAGGAGUUGGGGGACCACCAUCGCCACCCCCAACCUCACCACCUCCAGCCUCCGCCACCGCAGCCACCUGCCACCUUGCAAACGAGGGAGCCGCCGGUGUACCCCGCCGAGCUGUCUCUCCUGGACAGCACCGACCCACGCGCCUGGCUGGCUCCCACUUUGCAGGGCAUCUGCACGGCACGCGCCGCCCAGUAUUUGCUGCAUUCGCCCGAGCUGGGCGCCUCGGAGGCCGCGGCGGCCCCGGAGGAGGUGGACGGCCGGGGGGAUCUGGGCCGGAGGAGCGGCGGCGGCGGCGGCGGCGGAGGGCUCCAUAAGAACGCAGGGUCGUCCUCGGCGAAAGUGCGGGAACAGUUGUGCAAGCUGAAAGGCGGCGUGGUGGACGAGCUGAGCCGCCAGCGAGCCCCUUCCAGCAAACAGGUGAAUGGGGUGCAGAAGCAAAGACGGCUGGCGGCCAACGCCCGGGAGCGGCGCCGGAUGCACGGGCUGAACCACGCCUUCGACCAGCUGCGCAACGUUAUCCCGUCCUUCAACAACGACAAGAAGCUGUCCAAGUACGAGACCCUGCAGAUGGCCCAGAUCUACAUCAACGCCCUGUCCGACCUGCUGCAGACGCCCAGCGGCGCGGAGCAGCCCCCGCCGCCCCCGGCCGCCUGCAAAAGCGACCACCACGCUCACCUGCGCGCCGCCGCCUCCUACGACGGGGGCGCGGGCUCCGCCUCCGCCGCCGGGGCUCCGCCGCCGCCCGCCGGGGCCCCGCGGCCCCCUGCGCCCGGGGGCUGCCGGACUCGCUUCCCGGGCCCGGCGUCCAGCGGGGCUUACUCGGUGCCGCUGGACUCCCUGCACUUCUCCACGUUCGAGGACAGCGCCCUGACGGCGAUGAUGGCGCCCAAGAACUUGUCGCCGGCUCUGCCCGGGGGCCUCUUGCAGCCGGGGUCGGAGGAGAAUAGCAAAACGUCGCCCAGGUCCCACCGAAGCGAUGGCGAAUUUUCCCCUCGUUCCCAUUACAGUGACUCGGAUGAGGCCACUUAG
This is a messenger RNA of Perognathus longimembris pacificus (Pacific pocket mouse), 1068 nucleotides long. RefSeq names its product atonal bHLH transcription factor 1 (gene Atoh1). The transcript has a single exon. Gene Ontology annotation, molecular function: protein dimerization activity. The record is from RefSeq and is a predicted model, not a curated record. Bases 1 to 1068 code for a protein of 355 amino acids. NCBI's taxonomy places the organism in Eukaryota, Metazoa, Chordata, Mammalia, Rodentia, Heteromyidae.